Aspergillus niger is the source of this 1221-nucleotide messenger RNA. RefSeq lists its product as uncharacterized. NCBI's taxonomy places the organism in Eukaryota, Fungi, Ascomycota, Eurotiomycetes, Eurotiales, Aspergillaceae. Gene Ontology annotation, molecular function: catalytic activity. Gene Ontology annotation, biological process: nucleoside metabolic process. The transcript is spliced from 2 exons. Bases 1 to 1221 code for a protein of 406 amino acids. The record is from RefSeq and is a predicted model, not a curated record.
AUGCCCCAGUCCACAGAAACAAAUCAGAACCUUCCACCCCUCCACACCUACACCAUCGCCUACAUCACCGCCCUCCCCAAAGAACAAACCGCCGUCCUCGCCACCCUCGACACCAUCCACCACCAGCACAUCCCUACUCCCGCAAGCGACAAAAACACCUACACCCUCGGCUCCAUAUCACCGCACAACAUCGUCUUAAUCUGCCUCCCCACCAUGGGAACAACCGCCGCCGCAAGCGCAGUGACAUCUCUUCUUCACAUGUUCCCGUCCAUCAGGUUCGUUCUGCUCGUUGGCGUGGCGGGCGGUAUUCCGAGCAAUGGAGUACGAUUGGGUGAUGUGGUUGUUAGUGUGCCGGUUAGUGGUGGGUAUGGGGGUGUGGUGGGGUGGGAUAUGGGGAAAUUAGUAGCUGGGGGUAAAAUAGCAAUGCAGCAUGCUGGAGGGAGCUUGAAUCGACCGGCGAGUAAGUUGCUUGGGGCGGUGAAUCGGUUGAGGAGCGAGUAUGAGUUGUUUGGGGCGGGGGUUUGUAGGGUUUUAGGGAAUUUGGAGGGGAGGGGUGGGUUGGGAAGGGAGUUUACGAGGUGCGAGGGGUUGAGGGAUCCGGCUGUUCUUCGGGAUGGGGAUGAAUGGACAUGGUGGUGGUGGUGGUGGGGUGUUAUAGGGAGGAUGGUCUGGGGGGCUGUUGUUGCUGUUUUGGUGGGUAUUUUUGGGUUUGGGUUGGAGGACGUGAGGUUCAAAGUUGGGAAGGGGAGGAAUAAGGGGGGAGGAACGGGUCCUGAAGAUGAAGAGAAGAAGGGAGCUAAGAAGCAGGUGAAUGUGCACUACGGUCUCGUUGCAUCCGGGAACUGGGCUGUGAGGGAUGCCAAGGCACGAGAUGCUCUCAAUAAGAGGUUUGAUGGGCAACUGCUCUGUAUAGAGACGGGUGGAGCUGCCGGAGUGAUGAAUGAGAUACCGAGCAUUGUCAUCCGUGGGAUUUCAGAUUAUGCGGAUGCGAGUGCGAAUGAGGAUUGGCAGGCAUACGCUGCUACUGUGGCUGCGGUUUAUGCGAAAGAACUGCUGGGGUUCUUGCACCCGUGUGUUGACCAUAUGGACAUGCAUUAUCCUCCUAAGGCUGGGACUGAAGGUGGAAGAGAAAAUAUAGGACAAACAGGAUCCGCUUUCUCCAGACACCACAAACGCCUGGUAUCUAAUCCAGGUACACCUCCUGAGUACAGUCUACAGUGA